This is a messenger RNA of Pseudovirgaria hyperparasitica, 1080 nucleotides long. RefSeq lists its product as uncharacterized. The transcript has a single exon. Lineage: Eukaryota; Fungi; Ascomycota; Dothideomycetes; Acrospermales; Acrospermaceae. The coding region runs from base 37 to 777 and encodes 246 amino acids. The record is from RefSeq and is a predicted model, not a curated record.
CCUCCCAUUCCAACGCCAUCCCUUCCACCUCCCACAAUGCCGUCGUCCACUCCACACCCAUCUGGUAAUGAGUUCCACCUCCAUCUCCACUCCUAUUCCCAUCCCAAUUCCCCCCAAAUAUACUCCUCCCUCCCACUCAUAUACAUCCACAUUCCUAACCAAAAAUCUCCUACAGAACUAACAACCUCCCUCUCCGCCCUCUCCAUCACCACAAAACCCACCUCGCAAAAGACCGCCCUGGUGGCAGACUCCUGGGAAGACGAGGCCGACGACGACGACGACAACGACGAUGCCUCCUCCUCCUCCUCCUCACUGCCAUCCACACCCACUGCAUCCACAGCACCAUCCAAAUCCACAUCCACAAACCCAACAACGCGCCAAAAACCCACCCAACCCACUCCAUCCGCCCCGCCACCAACCCCCUCCUCACCAAACCAUCCCUCCUCAUCACCAUCCUCCUUCUCCUCCUCAUUCCCAACUGCCCCCUUCUCCUCUUCAACCUACCAAUACCCCCUCUCCCCUUCUCACACCGCCAGCAAUACAACCCCGCAGGCACAACAACCACCAACCCGCCGCCCAGACAAAACAACAAGCACAGCCUCACGCAUGAUUGCCGCAGGCCUGGGCAUGCGCGCACCCGUGCGCACGGCCGAGCAAAAGGCAUACGACGAUGCAGAGCGCAAGGUGUUACGCGAAAAGAGGGCUAGGGAGCGCGAGGAGGAGAAGAGGAAGGAGGCGGAGAGGGAGAGGGCGCGUGUGGCGGUUUGGGAGGAUUGAGAGGAUUGAGGAGAUUUUCAUAAAAAGUUGUGCAGAUAGUAGGAUUGGAAUUGAGUGGAUAUAUGGCUACGCAUGGAAAUUUUGACUGGAGCUAUGCGUGUGUUGGGUUUCUGAUUUGGAUAGAAUGCUAAAGUGGAAUACUGUAUACUUGGGCCAUUGGAUUUCGUGCCGGUGCAUGGUGUGAUAUUUACAACCAUGCUGUGCAUGUACAGUCUCAGCACGACAUCAAAUGGUUCUACGAGUCUAUCAUCACACGAAAAGCCACGCAAUCAAAUACGAGCAUUCAAUGCCACAAAUCAUACA